CGAGACACAGUAACCAGUUGUCGACACACACAUCUAGAAGUCAGUAUGGUGCGGCUCACAGUGCUAAUAUCAUUUUCGUUCCUGGUCGCCUGCGUCUCCGCAAAUUCACUCAAGUUACCAGAUAAUGAAGAAUUAUACAAGGACCGCGACAAUGCAUAUGAAACAAGUUUGAAAUUGAAAAGGCAAACAUACAAUUUUGGUACAGGAGGACCCAGCUAUGGGAGUGGACACGGUGGACAUGGUGGACACGUAGGAAAUAACUACUACGGAAAUGUCAGCAAUAACGGAAGUUCAUCCUCUGUAUAUAAUAUCAACGGUGGUGCUGGUAAUGGAGGUAACAGUUAUGGAGGCGGUCCAGCUGGAGGUGGUGGCUUCAAAAUAGCAUAUUAUGAUGACGAUAAUAUAAAUAAAAAAAGAUUGGGAAGGCAAACAUAUAAUUUUGGUACCGGAGGAAGCAGUAGUGGGAGUGGACACGGUGGAAGUGGUGGACAAGUUGGAGAUAACUACUACGGAAACGCCGGAAAAACCACAAAUUCAAACAACCAAAACGGUUACGGCAUCUCUUUGCUAGGAGGUGUCGCUAAAGGAGUUAGUAAUGAUGCUUAUUAUUCCCAGCCGCCAGCCUAUCCGUACCCUUCCCAGCCGCCAGCCUAUCCGUACCCUGACUUAAAUGCGUAUGGUUACCUAAAUCCCCUAUUUCUGCAAUAGUGAAAAUGGUAUGCUGAUGUUAAAUGUUAUGUUAUCUUCUUCGAUCAUCAGUUGUUAUUGUUGAUCGAAGG
This is a messenger RNA of Spodoptera litura, 779 nucleotides long. RefSeq lists its product as uncharacterized. Lineage: Eukaryota; Metazoa; Arthropoda; Insecta; Lepidoptera; Noctuidae. The record is from RefSeq and is a predicted model, not a curated record.